AUGCCGGUACGUAACGCGUUGUCUGCCACAAACGGGAAUGGAAUGAAUAGCUCCCUUGCCAAAAAGGUCGAUGAACCAAUGGACUGCGAUGAAGUCAAGAAUGCGAGUGUGCCAAUGGAAUUGGACCAUACUACGGUUCCGGAUGAAGGAAAACCGGCCACUGCCAUCAAACCGAUUGACCUCAAUUCGUCCUACACUACUUCAGUGGUGGCUCCUGAAAAACAACCUGCAUUAAAGACAUCAAACCUUCCGGAAGGAUGCAUCACUAAGCUGAUUGAGGAGAAAGUUGAGGAAUGGAGAGAAACUCGUCCGAACGAAGCAUCUGAUGUUGCUGUUGCUGCUUCUGCUCUCAUAUCUCUUGGCGAAUGUAAUUCCGCGAGUUCUUAUGAAGACGAUGAAUGGAUGGAGGUAGACAAUCCUUUAUGGUCGGAUGAAUCAGAUGGUGGUGAUAUCGAUUACUACAAUGGCUCGCCAGACCAUGAUGCAAUGUCGGACCAAAACUGUAGCGAUAAUUCAAAACAUGACGAGACCUCAGAUUCAGAAAAAAACAAGUCGGACAAUACUGAGGAAGUCGACGUUCGCGAAAAAGAGGUUAAUGGAAAAAAGCGGCCAUUUGAGGUUGAUGACAAGUAUCUUCAAGCUCUCUGUAAAGCUGAUCAGGGUCCUCCUAAAGCGCCACUUCCGAACAAUCAGACGAGUUUGACGUUUCCUAGUCGCCAAUCGUUGCGAAAUGCUCAGAAGAUUGCAUUUUCUUUUGUGGACCAUUCAAAAUAUCCAAAUCUUAAAUGGAAUCCGGCUCCACCACCGGAGAAGAAAUCAAAAGUAAAAAUGGCGCAAUCAAAGGUUGAACCGUGGCUCGAAAGUUUCGAUUCGCUGAUCCAGAGACUUGGUGCAGACGUCGAAAGGGGCAAUGCAAACGCGAAAAACGACAAGGACAACGGUGCUGUGAGAAGAUUUCAAGGACUUCCAAAAAAGGAAGAACGCGAAUCGGCAAUAUUGAAAGCUGCUCUGCGUUGUCGUCCUGGUAUGAUCCGCGGUCCUUUGCAAUACGGAAUCCUCAACUCAAAUAUCGGUUCUUCACAUUCACUUCGCUCGUGUGAUUAUAAUGUGCUUCACGAUCAUACCUAUGCUCUUCCGCGAAGUGAUCAUGAGGUCGCGUACAGAUGCACGAUUGGUGAUGAUGAAAUCUUAGGAAAAGAAGGUGAUUUUGAUAUUCCGGAUUUGAAUGACGUUGGACCUCAAUGGGAGAACGAACUCUCCCCAAUCAUGGCUGACUAUAUUCGUAACUGUUUUAUUUAUCGGAAUAGGCGAAAUACAGCAACAACGCGAAAGGAAUCGACAGUAAAGGAACCGAAAAAGGCUGUAAAGCUUUAUGACGCCUAUCCAAAGCGAAAACGUGAUGCUAAUGGAAAUUAA
Caenorhabditis bovis is the source of this 1416-nucleotide messenger RNA. The record is from the annotation of a GenBank genome assembly. Lineage: Eukaryota; Metazoa; Nematoda; Chromadorea; Rhabditida; Rhabditidae.